Messenger RNA from Oncorhynchus masou masou (cherry salmon), 3363 nucleotides. RefSeq names its product SH3 domain-containing protein 19-like. Gene Ontology annotation, biological process: protein transport to vacuole involved in ubiquitin-dependent protein catabolic process via the multivesicular body sorting pathway. NCBI's taxonomy places the organism in Eukaryota, Metazoa, Chordata, Actinopteri, Salmoniformes, Salmonidae. The coding region runs from base 137 to 952 and encodes 271 amino acids. The transcript is spliced from 7 exons. Gene Ontology annotation, molecular function: protein binding. Gene Ontology annotation, cellular component: ESCRT-0 complex. The record is from RefSeq and is a predicted model, not a curated record.
CCCCCCGACCCAAGCCUGGACAUCCCCUGUACAAGAACUACAUGCAACAGGACGUCCUGGUUCUGUUGGAGAAGACAGACUCCGCCCACGAUGACUGUCUCCUGGGGAGGAGUCAGGUCGGGUUCAAGGGUCACACAUGACUGUCAUCAACCCUCUGUCUGACCAAUCACGGCCUCCCAACGACCAACACAACCAAUCGGAUCCCGCCUCGGAUGACAAGAGCCAAUUGAAGCCUCCCCCUGAAUACAAGAGCCAAUCAGAACCUCCGUCCAUCCUCCCAUCUCAGACCAGUGUAGAGAAGACCCAGCUGGUUACAGCACCUGUCAGCGGUCCGAGGUGUGUGGCGCGGUUCGACUACGAGGGUGAGGAGGAAGACGAGCUGACCUUCUCCGAGGGUAACGUCAUCGCUCUGACGGAGGUGAUUGAUCAGGAGUGGGGGCGGGGUCAGAUCCACGGGCGAAUAGGAAUCUUCCCCCUGGCCUUCACCGAGAUCCUGGAGGAACCACCCCCGUCGCCAGGGUUACAGACCAUUGUCGAGACAACUAAAUCCUCAGACGUUCCAGACCAGUGGGUUGUGGCAAUCCACGACUUCCCAGGUCAGACUGCAGAGGAUCUGUGGUUCCAGCAGGGGGCGCUGAUCAGAGUAACGCAGCGUGUCGACGCAGACUGGACCAGAGGAACACUGGACGGACGGGAGGGACUGUUCCCCACUACCUUCACACACACCUGUAACACAGCUCAGCCAAUGACGGGCCAGCCUGUGGCCAGGGGCGUGGCCAAGGUCCUGUUUGAUUUCAGUGGAGAGAGAGAAGAUGAGCUCUCACUGAAGGCAGGGGAGGUAGUAACAGAGGUGGUGACAGUCGAUGAGGAGUGGUAUCUGGCGGAUGCAGGAAGGAGACGAGGCCUGGUCCCCAAAAACCACCUGACACUGCUUCCUGACAGCUGCAAAUAGGACUAUGUGAUCUAUAUAUAUAAACUACAUUGUCAUAAGUAUGUGGACACCCCUUCAAAUUAGUGGAUUCAACUAUUUCAGCCACACCCGUUGCUGACAGGUGUGUAAAAUCGAGCGCGUCGCUUUGCGAUCUCCAUAGACAAACAUUGGCAGUAGAAUGGCCCGUGCUGAAGAGCUCGGUGACUUUCAACGUGGCACCGUCAUAAGAUGCCACCUGUUUGACAAGUCAGUUCGUCAAGAGCUGCCCCGGUCACCUGUAAGUGUUGAUAUUGUGAAGUGGUGUGAAGCUCACCUCUUAUUGGACUCUGGAGCAGAGGAAAACGCGUUCUCCGGAAUGUUCUCCGGAGUGAUGAAUUGCGCUUCACCAUCUGGCAGUCUGACGGACAAAUCUGGGUUUGGUGGAUGCCAGGAGAACGCUACCUGCCCUAAUGAAUAGUGCCAACUGUAAAGUUUGGUGGAGGAGGAAUAAUGGUCUGGGGCUGUUUUUCAUGGUUCGGGCCUCUUAGUUCCAGUGAAGGGAAAUCUUCACGCUACAGCAAACAAUGACAUUCUAGAUGAUUCUGUGCUUCCAGGUUUGUGGCAACAGUUUGGGGAAGGACCUUUCCUAUUUCGGUAUGACAAUGCCCCUGUGCACAAAGCGAGUUCCAUACAGAAAUGGUUUGUUGAAAUCAGUGUGGAAGAACUUGACUGGCCUUCACAGAGCCCUGACUUCAACCCAUCGAACACCUUUGGUAUGAAUUUUAAGUCCCCUUAGCAAUGUUCCAACAUCUAGUGGAAAGCCUUCCCAGAAGAGUGGAGGCUGUUAUAGCAGCAAAGGGGGGACCAACUCCAUAUUAAUUCCCAUGAUUUUUGAAUGAGAUGUUCGACGAGCUGGUGUCCACAUACUUUUGGUCAUGUAGUGUAUCUUUGAAUAUGUGCCUUCAGAAAGUAUUCAUACCCCUUGACUUAUUCCACAUUUAGUUUUACAGCCUGAAUUCAACAUGGAUUAAAUAGUUGUUUUUUUUUCUCACAGAUCUACACACAAUACCCCAUAAUGACAUCACAAUACCCCAUAAUGACAUCACAAUAACCCAUAAUGACAAAGUGAAAACAUGUUCUUCGAAAUGUUUGCAAAUUUAUUGAAAAAUGAAAUGCAAUAUCUAAUUUAAAUACACCCCUGAGUCAAUACUUUGUAGAAGCACCAUUGACAGUAAGUCUUUCUGGGUAAAUCUCUAAGAGCUGUGAGUCUUUCUGGGUAAAUCUCUAAGAGCUGUGAGUCUUUCUGGGUAAAUCUCUAAGAGCUGUGAGUCUUUCUGGGUAAAUCUCUAAGAGCUGUGAGUCUUUCUGGGUAAGUCUCUAAGAGCUGUGAGUCUUUCUGGGUAAAUCUCUAAGAGCUUUCCACACGUGGAUUGUGUAACAUUUGCCCAUUUAUAAUUUUCUAAAUUCUUCAAGCUCUGUCAAAUUGGUUGUUGAUCAUUGCUAGACAAAUUUAUUUGAAAAUCUAUAUCAAGAACAGGAUUCAAUCAAAACUGUAACUAGACCACUCAGGAACAUUCCAUGUCGUCUGGUGAGCAACUACCGUAGAUUUGGCCUUAUGUUUUAGGUUAUUGACCUGCUGAAAGGUGAAUUCAUCUCCCAGUGUCUGGUGGAAAGCAGACUGAACCAGGUUUUCCUCUAGGAUUUUGCCUGUGCUUAGCUCAAUUCCAUUUCUUUUUUAUCCUGAAAAACUACCUCGUCCUAAAGGAUUUCAAGCAUACCCAUAACAUGAUGCAGCCACCACCAUGCUUCAAAAUAUGAAUAGUGUUAUUCAGUGAUGUGUUGAAUUUCCCCAAACAUAAUGCUUUGUAUUCAGAACAAAAAGUGAAUUUCUUUGACACAUGUGCCUUGGUUUGGAAUAUUUGUAUUCUGUACAGGUGUCCUUUUCCUCUGUGUUUGAAAUUCACUGCUCCACUGAGGGACCUUACAGAUAAUUGUAUGUGUGGGGUACAGAGAUGAGGAAGUCAUUAAAAAUCAUGUUAAACACUAUUAUUGCACACAGAGUGAGUCUAUGCAACAUGUUAUGUGACUUGUUAAGCACAUUUUUACUCCUGAACUUAUUUUAGGUUUGCCGAACAAGGAGUUACACAAGGAGUUGAAUACUUAUUGACUCAAGACAUUUCAGCUUUUUAUUCAUUUGUAAACAUCUCUAAAAAUAAAACAUAUUUCCACUUUGACAUUAUGGGGUAUGGUGUGUAGUCCAGUGACAAAAUCUCAAUUGAAUCGAUUUUAAAUUCCGUCUGUAACAGAACAGCAUGUGGAAGAAGGCAAGGGGUGUGAAUAUACACUGAGUUUUUAAAAAGCAUUGCUGAAUCCAGGUAAAACCUAUGAUGUUUUUAUCUAUUCGAAAUCCACUUUAAUCAAGUGUAAGAUUCAGAUUAAAGAAGGAUUCUUGA